AUGCAAAUGUACUGUUUAUUUACAUUUAGUCCUUCAAGAUACGAGGCAGUCCAUACUUUAACUCGUUGUAAAUGCUGGAUUUUAUUUUCUUGGAUAACAGCAUUAUUAUUGGCAUGUCCUGUUUUAAUAACAAAAAUGGAGGCAAAUUAUUCAUCUCAUUUAGAGUUGUGCUUGCUCAAUUGGUCUUCAUCUACUUUAGCUUAUUCAUUAACUCUCGGUAUUCUUGUUUGUUUACCUUCACUUUGUACUGUUGCCUUUACUGGUUGUGCUAUUUUUACAGCAAUGCAGAAACCUGAUGAAUUAGAGGAUAUACAAAGAAGUAUUUUAGAAACUGAUCAAAAUUUUGUUAUAAGUAAAUUAUUUUUUUAA
This is a messenger RNA of Meloidogyne enterolobii, 369 nucleotides long. NCBI's taxonomy places the organism in Eukaryota, Metazoa, Nematoda, Chromadorea, Rhabditida, Meloidogynidae. The record is from the annotation of a GenBank genome assembly.